Haliotis rufescens (red abalone) is the source of this 1377-nucleotide messenger RNA. RefSeq lists its product as uncharacterized. Bases 100 to 1278 code for a protein of 392 amino acids. The record is from RefSeq and is a predicted model, not a curated record. Gene Ontology annotation, cellular component: extracellular region. The transcript is spliced from 8 exons. Lineage: Eukaryota; Metazoa; Mollusca; Gastropoda; Lepetellida; Haliotidae. Gene Ontology annotation, molecular function: chitin binding.
GUAAGACAGGUGAGGAACACGGCACAAUAUGUAGACGCUUGCCAGUUAACGCCGGCACCCACAGGUGUGAAGUGUAAUUAAGGCUGGCGCUCCCCAGGUAUGGCUGUGUGCACACUUCUCUUGCUCCUGGUGUGUCUUGCACGGGUUCAUGGACAUCUUUCUGGGGCCGACGUUCUGUGCCAGAAGCACCUGGCGGAGAGAGGCCACGGUUUGUUCCCGGUGCCUGGCACGUGCAACAUGUUCGUCCUGUGUUCCUACUCGCAGAACCAGACACAGUUCUGUCCCAGCGCCACCUUCUGGAGCAACGACAUCAACAGCUGCCAGCAAGUUAACCUCGUCUCUUGUCCGUACGACCCCUGCCGCAGCCGCCCCGACAAAUACCAGUACCCGGACGUCGACUCCUGCCACAACUACUACGUCUGCGGGAAUCGGAGAUCACAUCACGCGAGAUGUCAGCCGGGCGAGAGGUUUGACGCUUCUUCAUCAAUGUGCGUGCGCAGCAGGUCAUGUUUCCUUCGCCAGCAGUAUUGUGACACAAUGAGGCCUUCGCAUGAUCCGCACAAGUUUUACUCGGGAAGUCAGCUGGGCUGGACAUUAAUGUCUUGCCCGACAGGCCUUGUCUACAACACCGCCACCUGCCAGUGCACGUACACCAGUACACGUACGUCAACCAGACCCUCUGCACCCCCUUCCCCAGAAUGCGUAAAUGAUUUUUACUUCCCUUAUGAUGGUAGUAUGCGGGAGUCCAGGGGUCGGAUCCACCAGGCCAAAUUAGGGUCCGUCGGUGUCUCAGAUCAAAAGGCGAUAUUCCACGGUGCCGGAAGUUUGGAAAUACCGUUUCUCGUCAACAGCGAUUUCCGGCCUCAGUUUGCUCUCUCCUUCAAAUUUAGAGUUACCUCCCAUGAGUCACGGCGAGGAAACGGCAUGGCGCUCGUCGGUAACGGGUGCAAUGGCGCAAGGGGCACACUGCGCAUGUUCAUCAGAAGAAGGACAGUCACCUUGCAUGUCACAGUGAGUGGCAGCGACACCGCUUUCGUGAGGAGUAUCCAUGAUGUUAACGUGACGUCAGAGACAGCUGUGCACCUGAUGAGGAAUAACACGAUUAUACGAUUCAAGGUUGGCAACAGGGAGGCGAGGCCUGUAUACACUAACUUGCAUAUAAAGCCUAUCACAUGCGCCCUGGCCAUAGGGAUGGGGAACGGCCUCGAGAACUUCAUCGGGGAGUUUGAUGAUUUGCUGUUCUACCGCUGUGUACCUGAGGGAUUCAUGGCUGGAUGACUCCCUGGCUGCGGGGGCCGUCUCAAACGUCAUCAACCGAUUAUUUAUGAACAUUUUAUCAUCUGUACAUAUCUUCACAAUAAAUCACUUGUUUAUUUA